UAGCAGUAACUGAUACGUUAGUGUUGAUAAGUUCCUACAGUAAUUAUUGUAAACAGUGUGGAAUUAUUUUCAACAAAAAAAAACAGUUCAACAGUCGACUACUUUUGCUGAAAAAGUAACGAAUUUUGCACGCAACAUUUUCAUUGCAUGUGGAAAGGUCUUACUUAUUUAAAAAGCCUGAUUGCGGCUAGCAAUUUUAAACGUUAUAACAUAUAUUUUUUCUUUGGUGUUUUUUAUGCAUCUGGAAUAUAGCGUCUUUCCGCUUUAGCACAUCGUGUACUCAUUGCACUAAGUGUAAAAAGUUGUAUAAAUAAAAUAAAUAUAUUUGAAGACCGCGUCUCAAUUGGCAAUUAGAAAUGCCCUGCCUGCUGUACCUUAUUUUUGUUAUAAUAACUGUUGCGUUUGUGACAACGCUUAUCGCGCUCGCUGUGCCGGUAUGGCAGGACUCGAGCGUGCAAACUGUGAUGUCUUCUGUUACUGUGAAGACUUACACAUACAGUGGGUUAUGGAGUGUGUGCACGAGAACAGAGAUAGUGGGUAUGGACACCCUAUCCUGUGAUACAUACCUUGAGGAUGCCAUUGACUAUCCCGGAAGUGUAAAAGGCGUGCAAGCGAUGAUGAUUAUAGGAGGGGCCCUAAGUGCGGCCGCCUUUGUUGCCAUUAUACUCAAGUGGUGUUGCUUUAAAACAAGUGAUAUUCUCGGGAAGAUAGUGUCAAUACUUUGCAUUGGAGCGGCUGUGUUUCUGCUAAUCGGAGCUAUUGUCUGGUCAACAAAGGUCAAGAAAGAUCAGGGUUUUGAUGCGAAAGACCUCAAUGCUGGUUUCGCGUUGACAAUAAUCGCAGCAGCUUUACUUCUCGUAGCAGGAGUAGUCGUCUGCUUUCUGGAAUCUUAGAAAACAAAAGAAAAUGUGAUAUAAAUCAUUCAAUGUACAUAAAGUUAAGCAAAGUUUCAUGAAAGGAUUGAAUUUUACUUUACCUGUUUCAUGUUUUCUGAAUAUACUUC
This is a messenger RNA of Mercenaria mercenaria, 1003 nucleotides long. RefSeq lists its product as uncharacterized. Bases 357 to 893 code for a protein of 178 amino acids. Gene Ontology annotation, molecular function: structural molecule activity. The record is from RefSeq and is a predicted model, not a curated record. Gene Ontology annotation, cellular component: plasma membrane; bicellular tight junction. The transcript has 3 exons. Gene Ontology annotation, biological process: cell adhesion; bicellular tight junction assembly. Lineage: Eukaryota; Metazoa; Mollusca; Bivalvia; Venerida; Veneridae.